Messenger RNA from Aspergillus caelatus, 548 nucleotides. It is a transcript of the gene fkbp3, whose product is annotated as peptidylprolyl isomerase family protein FPR2. Gene Ontology annotation, biological process: protein peptidyl-prolyl isomerization. The record is from RefSeq and is a predicted model, not a curated record. Gene Ontology annotation, molecular function: peptidyl-prolyl cis-trans isomerase activity. NCBI's taxonomy places the organism in Eukaryota, Fungi, Ascomycota, Eurotiomycetes, Eurotiales, Aspergillaceae. The transcript is spliced from 2 exons. The coding region runs from base 95 to 499 and encodes 134 amino acids.
CCUUAAGCAACCCCCAAACACCACCAAUCUCCAAUUCAAUUAACCCCAUCACACAAAACGAGUUCUCAAUCAUCAAGCCCCUCCAAGUUUCAAAAUGCGUUUCUCAAUCUUCCCCACCCUCCUCGUCUCCCUCGCCUCCCUCUCCACCGCCGCCGAACUCGGCAUCGAAAAGACCCACGAGGUAGAAUGCACCCGUAAAACCGUCAAGGGCGACACCGUCCAGAUGCACUACAAAGGCACGCUCCAGUCCGAUGGCUCUGAGUUCGACUCUAGCUACAAGCGCAACUCGCCAUUGAAGUUCAAGGUGGGCUCGGGUAUGGUUAUUAAGGGAUGGGACGAGGGUCUUUUGGAUAUGUGUAUUGGUGAGAAGCGUACUUUGACUAUUCCCCCUGAGUAUGGGUAUGGGUCUCGUGGGGUUGGGCCAAUUCCUGGUGGUGCGACUCUCAUUUUUGAGACGGAGUUGGUGGGUAUUGAUGGUGUUUCGAAGGAUGAGCUGUAAAUUAAGUCCUAGGUUUAGACUUUUCUUGAAUUUUUAUCUUUGAUAUGGG